AUGGUCGUGGUACCGGCAGUUAUCCUUGCGGCGGAUGUUGUACUCUACGCGCUGUGCUGGCUGUGCAAGCUCCCCGCGGCGUCUGUUGCACGCGGUAAGGUACCAUACAUACUCUGGCUAAUGAUAGCCGUGCACAUGCUGUGCUAUCUGGGGCUGAACUACCAGCAUUUCCACCAGGCCAGUGACAAGGCGGGCUGGCAGGCCUUCUUCAGCUUCUCUUGUUUGCUGACCCUGGUCCCUUUCACUGACCCUGGUCCCUCUCCUGCUGCUCACAGCCCUGUCCUUUGGGAUCCACACCCUGGUGCUGGGGGUCAUCAUCGCACAGAGGCACCAGGACAGCCUGUAGGGAACAAUACUGCUCAGACAGGUAAGGAUGAGGUGGACGUGUGCAGAGAUUGGGAGGGGUGGGCAGAAUGGGAGGCGGGUGCAGGUGUAAGUGAAACACUGGCAGGUGAGAGAGGGCAUGAUACAGGUGUGAAGACCUAAAACAUCACACAACACUCUAAACUCAGCUAAUCAGUUGCCUUUGUGUGUCAGGUUAGGCAAGCCAGCUGUGCAGGGAUAUGUGGGACAAAGAGCUGAGGGUAUUUUUGGAUGAUGGUUGUUGAACCUGCUCACUGUGCUCAGUGAGUUGUCACUUAAAGGCUCUGCAUGGUAAAUCCGACUUCUGCAGUGGCCAUACAGCAUUUUCUGCGAUACGGCCUCUGCAGAAGUCAGGGCAUUUAUACUUCUUGUGCUUCACUGAGCAGAGCAGAGCUGUUGUGAAGGAAGUUGUCAAGGAAGUGAGUUUGUGUUUAUACAGGACCUCCCACCCCCACCUACCGUCAACCAAUCAUGUCAAUGCGGAGCUAUACGGAGCCCUCCGCGAUGUUACAUAAUUUGGGCGGCGCACAGUGAUGCGGUACGGAGCUCAAUUUGGCCUCUGCAUGCCUCCGGAGGCUUCGUAAUUGCAUCACACCAUCCAUACAGCGCCUCCGACCACAUUUUCGGAUCAAGCAUAAAUUGGCUUUUAGCAACACAAUGCUCCCACUGCACCCCUCACAACCUCAGUCAGUCACGACUUCCUUUUCAGCAACAUGUUGAUAUGUUCAUCCCUCCCCCAUCUGCCCCUCUCCCCCAGCUCCUGGCUAACUGGGUGUUGUACCUGUGUGCAGUCACCGCCCCCCCACCCCCCCCCGUCGACGCAAAAAAUCGCAGCACCCCCACCCCCAAACUACUUCCCGCGGCUAUGUAUCCAGCAGGUAGGUGUGUGUGCGCUUGUGUGCACAUCUGCAUCCGUGUGUGUAUAUGUGUGUGCCCUGAUGCCCUAGUGAUGCCCCACUGACUUAUUACGACUUUACAGGUGUGCUGUCACCUCUAGCUGUUAGCAGUGUGCUGGAACACUCAGUGCUGCUUGAAUUACAGUCUGUUGUCUGUGGCUCUGAGCUAAUGUAGCUUUGAUGCAACCAAGUGAGUUUUGACAUUGUGCCGGAAACUCUCUUGGUUGCAUCAAUACUAGGCUAAUGGGCUGAUUAGACAGACUGUUGUUAUCUUCACAGUGGAGGCCUCGUUAGGGAGGUGCAACUGUUGGGUGCUUUAAGUUGGUCACAUACAUUCUGAAGUAUACAGAGUUGUGGAACCAAGUCUAAUGUCUCUUUCCUCUCUUUCCAUCACUUCCUUCUUUCAUCUCUUGCCUUUUUCCUAUCUUCCUUCUCUCCUUUCCAUUCUCUCAUGUUCAACCCCUCACACACUCCCUCUGUCAUUACUGUAAAGUUAACUGAGUCGACCCUAAUUCACUGCAGCUGAUGAGCCAAUUAUCGUUCCCUCCAUCCUCUAUCCUUUCUAAUGCUUGUCCCUGACUGCUACUAUUUGUGGAGCAAACAGUUUGGGCCCUAUAGAGAGCGAGAGAGAUAAUUCCCAGAGUGCCAAAGAGGCAAUGGAGGCUUCUGAGAGAUGGGUGCAGCCAGCCAAUCAGAACACAUCUGACUGCUUCACAUUGCCAUGGUGACAUGGCCCUAAAAGGAUGUUCACAGAAAUUCCACUCCUCUCUUUCACACAUACAGUACGCACAAUGCACACGCAUGCACGCACGCACUCACACACAAACUGUCUCUGUCGCUGUGUGAUGCUGGAGGGUAUGAAGAAACAGGCUAACCAGAACGAAGUACAACAGCAGUUCAACACCAUGUACAUGUACCGCCACGAGAAUGACAGGUCAGACAAUGUUAAUGUAAUGCGAAGUCGGUCAGAAAUACUCCCAGUACUCCAUGACAAUAAUCUGUACUCUGAAACAUGGAGAUUGAGCGAACCUAUUAAGCAAUUUUGUUUUCUCUGACUCCCCUUCUCCUCUCCCCCUCCCCCAUUUCUCUCUUGCAGUAUCCUGUUUCGUGAUAUUGUGGGUUUUACCCAGCUUUCCUUAGCGUGUAGUGCACAGGAGCUGGUCAUGUUGCUCAACGAACUGUUCGCCCGCUUCGACAAGCUGGCUGCUGUGAGUCUCUCUCUAUUCCUUGUCUCUCCAUGGCAUUGUUUUUCCCCUUCUCCUUGAGUCGUUCUCUCCCUCUCCUCAUCUCUCACAACAAUAUAUACAUUUUUUUUUUUUGUCAUUUAGCAGACGCUUUUAUCCAGAGCAACUUACAGUUAGUGAGUGCAUACAUUAUUUUUUAUACUGGCCCCCCGUGGGAAUCGAACCCACAACCCUGGCGUUGCAAACGCCAUGCUCUACAUCCCUGCCGGCCAUUCCCUCCCCUACCCUGGACCAAAUGUGCACCGCCCCAUGGGUCUCCCGGUCGCGGCCGUCUACAUUCGAACCAGGAUCUCUCUAGUGGCACAGCUAGCACUGCGAUGCAGUGCCUUAGACCACUGCGCCACUCGGGAGGUAUGUCAUGUUAUGAGACAUUCACACUCAUCCGACUCACCUCUCUCUCCCUCAAGGAUACUACCGUGUGCUGUUUUUAAAAUACACUGUUUAUUUCUCUCACAAACACACACAGCUCAUAACAUACUCACAUUCAUAUAAUGUCUGUCAUUGUUUCUCUCCUCUCUCCUCCCUCCCUCCCUCCCUCCCUCCAUACAGCAACACCACCAGUUGCUUAUCAAGAUCCUGGGAGACUGUUACUAUUGUAUCUGUGGCCUGCCUGGUUACUGUGACGACCACACAGCUUGCUCCAUCAUGAUGGGCCUUGGUGGAGGCCAUCUCGUAAGUGAGGGGAAGGACGAGAGGGAGGAAAAAGAGGAAGGAAGGAGAGGAAAAAGGGUGGGAUAGUUGGGGGAGGAGGGUGAAAGAGUGAUUAUGAGGGGUGUAGAAUUUGGAAAAGGAUUGGAUAUAGAAAAACUCAAUGGAAUUGAUCACUUUCCCCUCCACCCUUAGGUAUGUGUGUGAGAAGACCAAGAGGGAGGUGGACAUGUGUGUGGGUGCACACAGGCACUGUGCUGGGACGGCUGCUGGGACAGAGGAGGUGGCAGUUUGGUGUCUGGUCCAAUGAUGUCACUGUGGAGUCAGGAGGAAUACCUGGGUAA
Coregonus sp. 'balchen' is the source of this 3495-nucleotide messenger RNA. The record is from the annotation of a GenBank genome assembly. NCBI's taxonomy places the organism in Eukaryota, Metazoa, Chordata, Actinopteri, Salmoniformes, Salmonidae.